GGUGCUCAAAAGAGUUCAGCAAGCAUCUGGGAGCAAAACAGCAGCUCGCGGAUCUUCACACUGACCAGCAGAGCCAAAGGUAACGGUGUAUCGGCCGCUCACAUCCGUCAGCACCUCGGUGAGCAGGCGACCACAAUGAACCCGGUUUACAGCCCUGCACCAACAGGGGUCCCCUUUACCAACCCUAAAGGUAUAAGUUACCCAGCUGGGUUUCCUGUCGGUUAUGCAGCAGCAGCUCCAGCCUACACCCCCAGUGUUUACCCCGGAGCAAACCCACCGUUCCCCAGCGGCUACGCUCCAGGUACUCCAUUCAAAAUGUCCUGUUCUCCAAACACUGGGACGGUGCCUCCAUACUCCUCCUCACCAAACCCCUACCAGACAGCUGUGUACCCGGUCAGGAGCACCUACCCCCAACAGAACCCCUAUGCACAGGCACUAAUACCUUCACAACAACAAGGCACUUACUACACACAGCCGCUGUACGCCGCUCCGCCUCAUGUUAUCCAUCACACAACAGUCGUCCAGCCCAAUGGGAUGCCUGCAGCCAUGUAUGCCCCGCCCAUCCCGCCUGCACGCCCUAAUGGUGUUGCCAUGGGAAUGGUAGCCGGCACUACCAUGGCCAUGUCCGCAGGAACAUUGUUGACGACUCCCUCACCAGCGCCCGUCGCCCCUCACCCGGUCACCAUGCCAACAUAUCGGCCCCCCAGGGACACCCAGCUACAGCUACGUGCCCCCCCAGUGGUGAACACCAGGCUGGUGAGCGGACGGCAGAUAUGCAUUGACGCUCCACUCCAGUGUUUGUUCGCUGUGGGUGGGAGGACCUGCCCCGCCGGCGUCUGCGACCAGUACUCUUCUUCCAACAUAAUGUGAAUCUUUAACCCAACAACAUCGACCGAGGCCCACGUCAACCACGGAGAGAGAGGAGGGGGAUUGGGGGAUGGGGGGGGGGGGUGAAGAAUUGGCCCCACCUACGCCCCCCUAGUUAAUGGAAUAAGGCUGCAUUCCACGCCGCCGCUGCUGCAUAACCCACGUCGAACAGCAAAGCCUCCAUGCAGACUUUUAUUUCACGGACACUCACGCAGGUUUAUUUUCCAGCUUCGACUCUUUAAAGUGGUGAAAAAGGGGAGUGUUUUUUUUUUUCGUUCCUGUUCUUUCGUUUCGGGGGUACAUAUGACGUUGAAUGCAUGUGUAUAUACAGUAUAUAGAUAUAUGAAGUAACGCUAGCUCAAUCUACCUGCUGUGACAGAUGCAAAGUCAACAAAAGGCACACAUCCAAAGGAACUAAAACAUAGUAAUAAUAAUAAUCUGCAACGCUGACUUCACCAGUGACCAUGUCUUAAAUGUGAAAGAAAUAACAGAAACGUGCUCAUGCAAAAACAUACGAACCUGCGCCCGCCAGCGCAGAACAAACGGUAUUUUCACUGCUUGUAUUUUAGGAAGUGACGCUAGGUUUUUAUUAUUUCUCUCAGUGAUGCAGUGUAUGCAUUUUGUUCAUAUCAUUUUUGUAUUUUAGGGAGAAAAAAAAAACA
Molecule: messenger RNA, 1529 nt
Organism: Sphaeramia orbicularis (orbiculate cardinalfish)
Lineage: Eukaryota; Metazoa; Chordata; Actinopteri; Kurtiformes; Apogonidae
Gene: fam168b
Product: family with sequence similarity 168 member B
Exons: 7
Coding region: 136-870 (244 amino acids)
Source: RefSeq, a predicted model, not a curated record